Molecule: messenger RNA, 1949 nt
Organism: Ciona intestinalis (vase tunicate)
Lineage: Eukaryota; Metazoa; Chordata; Ascidiacea; Phlebobranchia; Cionidae
Source: RefSeq, a predicted model, not a curated record
GAAAAGAACAUGUUUUAAUAAACCUAUUCGUCACUUUGUCGAUAACUUCGAUUUAGGUUUAUGAGCUUAUAGCCUAUUAAGUGAAACACGAAAGGCAACGACAGAUCGAACUUGAGCGUAUAUUGUGUUAGGCUAAAAAGGCUUCGGUUUGUGCCGCGGGCGUUCUGACAAUAUUCAUAAAAUUUAAAUCUAUAAUAAAACGGUUGGUUUUAAGGUCUAUGAAAUUAGAUACACGUUGACAGGCGCACUAACAGUUUGUUUUCUUAACGUUAGCUCAUAGAAAUUACAAUAUAACAUUCGUUUUUGUAGUUUUAAAGUCAUAAGUAUUGUUUGCUUAGUAUUUGUGGUUUUAAUGAGACUAAAAUAACAGACUGGGUUUGUUUGUAGUGAAAUACAAAUGGUAUAGUUGCACUGUAUUUGAUUGUUGUUGAUUUAAAAUAUGCAAGGAGCUGAAAGUUAUCAAGAAACUUCAAUUAUGGACGAGUUUUCCACAAGUGGUAUGAGCGAAAUUAACGAUAACAACUCAUUGCUGUUGAAUUUAAAUUCAAGCCACGAAAAUCUGACCGCCAUGGAGCCCAAACUUGCGUUGUUCGUGUGUUUGAUAACGACAAGCAUAAGUCUCGUUACGACAGCUGGAAAUAUUCUUGUGAUCAUCGCUUUCUAUAUGAACAAAAGAUUGCAGACCAUUACCAACUAUUUCAUACUAAGCCUUGCUUACGCGGAUAUGGUAAUCGGAUUGGUUUCAAUGAACCUUUUCACCAUUUACAUCGUACAGGGCGAGUGGAAUCUUGGGCCCCUGGUAUGCGACAUCUGGCUAUGUAUUGACUAUGUGGCGUGCAAUGCAUCUGUUAUGAACUUGUUGAUCAUAAGUGUUGACCGUUACCUCGCUCUCACCAAACCAAUGACUUACCGCGUGAAACGGACCAAGAGGAGAGCUUGCCUUAUGAUAGUAGGGGCGUGGACAGUUAGCUUCAUACUUUGGGUUCCAUCGAUACUAUUGUGGCCUUUAGUCGAAGGUGGUCGCAAUGUACAGAACAAGAAAUGUUACAUUCGCUUCAUCUUAGCAAGCCCCGCUGUAGCAAUAGGGACGGCAAUGGCUGCCUUCUAUGUGCCAGUGCUUGUUAUGAGUAUAUUAAGCUGGUAUAUCAACCGAGUGAAUGUUGAGCACCGAAAGUAUGCAAACACAUUUCGAAUACGAAAGUCAACUAAUGAGAAAAACAUCGGUCAAUAUUCUGUGAACAAAACUUUGAACGGUACUCGGAGUAGCGCCAUGUCUGAUCGAAUUAAAGAGAGAAAUACACAAGGGGUAAAGGUUUGGAAAAUGAGAAGAAAUCAAAACAAUACAUUAGAAGAAGACGAACACGUUAGUAACAAAGAGAAUGGUUCGAAAAUUCAACCGCCGUUAGCUGUGAUUAAAGUGGAGACCUCGUCUUUUGAUCAUUUAGGGCAAGAGCCCCACAAAGACGAGAUCACGAUCGAAAAAAGCAAAUCAAGUUUCCGGUUAUCGGAAACUACCGCAAGUUUGUUAAAUGCAACUCGACAGAACGUUCGCAACAUGUCAGCUCGAGAGAACAAAGCAGCAAGAAUGCUUUUAUGUAUUAUGGUGGUGUUUAUUAUAACAUGGGCACCUUAUAAUAUUCUGGUUGUUAUUUCCACUGUAUGCGGGGAAGAUGGUUGCGUGAACGAUAUCUUGUGGAAGUUGAGUUACUGGCUCUGUUAUCUCAACUCCACCAUAAACCCAGCAUGCUAUGCAAUGUGUAGCCCCGAAUUCAGAAGGACAUUUCACCGAUUGCUACGUUGCCAAAGAUCAAAUGAUUUAUUUCGCACUAAAACCAGUUUGAAGCCUUUUGCAAGGGCAGCGGCAUUAUCUGUCGGUGAAAACCUAACAACUGUCCAAUAAAGUUGUCGUUUACUUUUCAGUCGUUUCACAAAUACAUUACAUUGCUCUA